Messenger RNA from Mytilus californianus (California mussel), 2963 nucleotides. RefSeq lists its product as uncharacterized. The transcript has 5 exons. Bases 1 to 2904 code for a protein of 967 amino acids. Lineage: Eukaryota; Metazoa; Mollusca; Bivalvia; Mytilida; Mytilidae. The record is from RefSeq and is a predicted model, not a curated record.
AUGUAUACAAAUCAUUGUUUACGAGCAACAGCGAUAACAUUACUAGAUCAAGAUGGCUUUGAAGCUAGGGACAUAAUGGCAGUAUCUGAACAUAGAUCAGAGAACAGUAUAAGAAGCUAUUCGAGAACAGAUGAAGGAAAGAAAAGAAAAAUGUCAAGUUGUAUCAGUGAUGCUAUUUCAAAAUCUGUGGGAAAUGUUGAAGCACCAACAACAAAGGUUUCCAAAGAUGACCAUGCAGACCUCCAUCUAGCAGUCCCGCGUUUGGAUAACGCUGAACAGAACAAUAUCAAUCCAGGUAUGUUUGAAGAGAAUUACAAAAAUUAUGUAGGAUUAUUGUUUGAUGAGAUCCGGAUUAAAGAGGACCUUAUUUAUGACAAGCACACAGGAGAAUUAAUUGGAUACUGUGAUUUAGACUCGAUAAGCAACCAAAUCAUGAACUUACAGAAAGCUGUAAAUGACAGCAAACCAACACAAGUGGCAAAGUUCAUGCUAGUGAUAAUGGUCCGAGGUCGCAACAAACGAAAUCCAGAUUUGGACCCAUAUACAGUGGUGAAUGACAACCGUUUGGAGUGGCUGACAACAACUUUUCUUGGAUACUUUGAGGAGUGGCGACAAAAUAUUGAAAAUAGAAACAUUGCUGCAACCGCUACACAAAAGGCAGCCAUGACAUUGAGUAGACAAACAUUAGAUGGACUGAAAAUCAGUGUAAAAUCCAUUACUGAAUGUGUUAAAUUUAUGCUUGGGUCUGGUGCUGACUUUAUACUAGCUCAUCACUUUAACCAAGAUCCUCUGGAACAACACUUUGGACAUUAUAGACACAAAUCAGGAGCCAACAAUAAUCCGACAGUUUAUGACGUAAGAAAUAUGAUGACAACGCUCCGUGCCGUUAGUUCCCAGGCUCUCCAACCAAAGAGAGAAACAGAACAUAAGCCUCUUUUUGUAAUUGGAAUUUUAACCUCUGAUUACACUGCUGACCGGAGGGCGGCACAAAGGAAGACAUGGAUUUCGACAAUGGUCCAAUAUGCAGACAAGCUUCCUUUCCGUAUUGCUUACAAGUUUGUUUUUGAUCGUCCGUCUAAUGCCUCAAUUCAUGAAAAUUAUUUAUAUAACGAUAUUGUGUAUCUGAACGUGACUCACCAUGGAUGGGCUGUUAAAUUCGGUGAGAAACUGUUCAAAUGGUUGAAAUAUCUUCAUACAAACUUCCCAGAUGCUUUAAUAGCAGCAAAGAUGGAUGAUGAUGUGUUUUUAUGCAUUCCGCAACUGACAGCGAGGUUAUACGAACUCUUAUCACCAACAUUAUACUAUGGUUGGAGACGAACAACGUCGAAUGCACCUGAAAUUGAUGAAAUGUUUGUAGUUCUUGGAAUGGACUUAAUAAAAAGAAUUGUGGAAAGGAAAUAUUGCGGUGAAUCGGAAUGCAACAGUCAUAACGAUUUAGUUGACCACAACUUUGCCCACGUAGCGCUGUAUAAUUGGCUUUCCAUAUACAAUGACGUUGACACACAUGCUGAUGAUAAAAGAAUUGUAAUGGUAUGGAGACGUAAAGAUCGAGAACACGUUUUUGCAAAAUAUAUUAAUAAAGAUUCUUGUGUAGAUAAUGUGCUCCUUCACAAAGCUCUCCCGUUAGAAAUGUACAAAUUGCAAGAGCAAACCAGUCCAGUAAAAUUCCAACAGAAUAUAGGUCCAACGAGUUACAUUGAAACAAAAGACUCGCAUAAGACAAGAGUCUAUGAUUUUAAUGGUACGAUAGCUGGUGCUGUUACUGGUUCCCUCUUUUCUGGCAAUGUGAUCAGAAGUUUACCAGUAGUUCCUCUGAAAAACUAUUGGUCCAUGGCACCUAACCCGAAAGAGAAACCAUGUGAUAACUGGGCAGUAGUCACAACGAUAUAUCCUCCAUCAAAAGCUGUACAAUUUAUAGAUAAACUACGUAAUUGGUGUCUCCUAGUUGUUGCUGAUAUUAAAACACCAACAAAAAACAUUUAUCUUAAACAUUUGUCAAAUCAGAACACAAAAUAUUUAACAAUAGUCGAGCAGAAACAACGUUACCCAAUGUUAGCCGAUGCAAUUCCAUUUAAUCACUUUAGUAGAAAGAAUAUUGGUUAUAUCUAUGCCAUUCAGCACAAAGCAAAAAUUAUAUGGGAUUUUGAUGACGAUAACAUUGGAAUAGUAGACACAAUAAAGUUUAAUUCCAUCAGCACUGCCACCGAUUAUGCUGAGGUAUGCACUAAAUAUGUGACUAAGAUUGUUAAUCCAUAUCCAUAUUUUGGAGUAAACGAGACAUAUUCGUGGCCUAGAGGAUUUCCAUUGCAAUUUAUUAAAGACUACAGAACAAUACCAAAAGAAUGUAAUGUAGAAAAACAACAACAAGUUGGAAUAAUGCAAGCACUUGCAAACGAACAGCCAGAUGUCGAUGCUAUUUAUAGACUUACAAGGAAAGUUCCUUUUAAUUUCAGUAUUACAAACAACAAUGAAAGGGCACUGUUAAUUCCAAGACACUCGUAUACACCAUUUAAUGCACAGGCUACGUUGUGGUUCUCAUCAUCAUUUCAUCUGAUGCCUCUUCCAGUAAGCGUAAAUGGACGUGUUAGUGAUAUUUGGAGAAGCUACAUUGCGCAGUUUUUCCUUCAUAAGACAAAUAUUUAUCUAGCCUUUUUACCUCCUUGUGUUUUCCAGGAACGAAAUCCACAUAACAUACUCAAAGAUUUUAAUGCUGAGAUGGAUUUAUACGAAAAAAGCAAUCAGCUGAUUGAGUUUCUUAGCAGUUCUGAGGCUAAGAAUUUAAAUACGAUCAGAGAAGUGUAUGAACAGUUAUAUGUCAGAAAAUAUAUAGAUAUAGGUGACCUGCUCUUUAUACAAGCUUGGGAAAAGACUCUGUCAUCUGUCCAAGAUUUAAAAAAAUUAUAAAUACCAUACGGUGAAUGCAUGUGUCAUGUUUAUUAGUAUAAAUUUUUAAUGCUAGUUUA